Sclerotinia sclerotiorum 1980 UF-70 is the source of this 267-nucleotide messenger RNA. RefSeq lists its product with no specific name. The record is from RefSeq and is a predicted model, not a curated record. The coding region runs from base 1 to 267 and encodes 88 amino acids. NCBI's taxonomy places the organism in Eukaryota, Fungi, Ascomycota, Leotiomycetes, Helotiales, Sclerotiniaceae. The transcript is spliced from 2 exons.
AUGUCGGAAGUAUCCCAACUAGCUAUGAUUAUACGUCUUCAUGUCCAGGAAAUGCAAGAGAGAAGUGUUAAGGUAGCACGACCAUCUUUCCAGAGCUUUCUGGGAAAAUACUUGGUCAUGAUAUUUUGGGUCCAUCGGUGGCGUCUGAAUGCUCCCCUCCUCUCCUAUAUUACAGAAGAGGAAGGUUUUCUUCAGUUUGAAGAUAGGCGAUUUAAGGAUAAGUCUAGUACCCUACUUUCCGGCCACCUUUUACGCCAAAAAUUGUGA